Amaranthus tricolor (Joseph's coat) is the source of this 3711-nucleotide messenger RNA. RefSeq names its product transcription factor MYB61-like. The transcript has 3 exons. Lineage: Eukaryota; Viridiplantae; Streptophyta; Magnoliopsida; Caryophyllales; Amaranthaceae. The record is from RefSeq and is a predicted model, not a curated record. Bases 293 to 1558 code for a protein of 421 amino acids. Gene Ontology annotation, biological process: regulation of stomatal movement.
UCCCUACCAGCUGCCACUUCAGUUUCUCAACCCUUCUCUUUCUGUUUCUCUCUCUAUCUCUAAAAACUCCCCUAACCUUCUUUCACCUCCUUAUUAGUCUAUUUCAUAAGCACCCACACCUCAAACUUAAGCUGACACUCUUCAUUCCUCACAACCCCAAAAAAACAUUACCAAAACUAUUUAAUUUAUUUGUUGACAACUUUUAGAAAUUCAGUUGCAGAAUCAACAGCAUUGCACAAAAAUAUAUAAAAAAUAAUUAACAAAAAAAACAUAUAUAUAUAUACAUAUAAUUAUGGGAAGACAUUCUUGUUGCUACAAGCAAAAACUAAGGAAAGGCCUGUGGUCUCCUGAAGAAGAUGAAAAACUUCUUCGCCAUAUUACUCAAUAUGGCCAUGGUUGUUGGAGCUCUGUCCCUAAACUUGCAGGAUUACAGAGAUGUGGAAAAAGUUGUAGGCUAAGGUGGAUUAAUUACUUAAGGCCAGAUUUAAAAAGAGGGGCAUUUUCACAAGAGGAAGAGAAUUUGAUCAUUGAACUUCAUGCUGUUCUUGGAAACAAGUGGUCACAAAUAGCAGCGCAAUUACCAGGAAGAACAGAUAAUGAGAUCAAAAAUUUAUGGAAUUCUUGCUUAAAGAAGAAACUUAAACAAAGAGGUAUUGAUCCAAACACCCACAAACCAUUAUCUGAAAUUGAAAUUCAAGAGGAAAAAGCUAAAUCAAACAACACCAACACCAACGCCAACAAUAUUAAUUGUAGCAAAACCAACAACAACACUAGAAACACUGACAAAUUUUCAGUAUCAACAAUCAUUCAAAACGACAAUUUUAACACCAACACCAUAACAACACCACCUAAUAAAACAACUCCAAUGGUUUAUCAACAAUCAUUAUCAACUCAUGAAUUCUUCCCAGAUUCCUUAUACGGGUCAUUCGGGUUUCAGUGUUUCGGGUCAACCCAUCAAGCUCAUUCAUCUAACAUCAUUCCUUCUAUGAUUCCCUUCAUGGAUAUUACGGGUCAACCCACCGACACCGCCGGAUAUAACGGGUUUCAUAAUAUGGAUAUUCCUACUGCCACAACCACCACCACCACCACCGCGACUACCACCAGUACAAGCCAUGAAGACAGUACUAAUACUACUACUACUAAUAAUAAUAAUAAUAAUAAUAAUAAUAAUAAUAAUAAUAAUAAUAAUGCAGGUUCGUUUUUCGACAACUAUUCUUGGGUAUCGUCCAGCAAAAAUACAAAUAAUAAUAUUGAUAAUAAUAUUAAUAAUAAUAAUACUAAUAAUGGAUUAGAAGGUACAAAUACAAACCCAGAUGAGAUAAAAUGGUCAGAAUAUCUGCAAACUCCAUUAUUAUUAGCUCCACUUAAUCAAACUAGUAAUGGUGGUGUUAAUAAUAAUUAUGGUGAGAUUAAGACAGAAUUAAAUUAUAUAACAAGUUCAUCACCAUGGCAACAAAAUCAACAAUCUUCAUCAUCUAUGAUACCAUCUUUUCAUGGUUCUGAUUUAUAUAACAAGGAUUUACAAAGGCUUGCUGAAGCAUUUGGGCAAAUUUUCUAAGCUUAAAUUAUUUCGAUCGAUCGUCAUCAUCAUAUUUGAUAUAUCCUGCUUCAGGGUCUCGAUAUAUUCCACUUUGGGGUAUCAAUGUAUCGGGCUUCAGGGUCUGAGAAGAGUUGAAAGACGACAUAUCCUUAUCAAAAGGAAUGCUAAAAUUAUUUCUAUAUAUGAAUUAAUUUUAAUUAAAAAGGAAUUGGAAGGGAAAAACAAAUGAGUAAUUUAUUUCCAAAAAAUAGGGGGAAGUUAUGUAUAAUUUUUUUCAUUUUUUUAUUAAUUCUUCUUUUUCUAGUUAUCUUGAUUCUCCUACAAGUGUGCUAUAGGGCUUUUUUUUUUUUUUUUUAUCUAAAUAUCAAAUUUGAUUUUGUUUAUUGUAAAUAGGACCAAAUACAUGACAUUUUAGGGGAGUUUAAUGGAAUAUUUGUGUGAAUUAUUGUGUUACAACAAUGAGGCUUGACUUUUUCAUUAUAUACUUGUGGUGAUGAUUAUCAUUCUAGAAUUUUUUUUUUAUUUUUCUACGAUAUUAAUUAUUUUUUUUUAUAUAUAUACAAAUUGUUUAAUUAUUGAGAUGUUUGGCAAAAUAGUUUAUCGGUCAAUUUUAGCUUAUUUAUGUUCAAAUUGAUCGUUUGGCAGUCAACCAUAUAAUGCUACUGUUUGGUGAAUUAGUUAGUUAAAUUAACUAUCUAAGUAGAAUAAGUUGCUCUCUCCAACAUUUUCAAAAUUAACUGAUCAAAUCAAUUAAUCGACAAUCAGCUAAUUAAAUCAGUCAUUUAACAAAUAACAAAUAAACUGAAUAUUUGUCAAAGCUAAUUAGGCAUGCAAACAAGUAGCUGGAAUCCUUUACAUUGAAGGGAAGUUGGAAGUAAGUUUGAAAGAGAAAGGGAAAGAAGGAAAGAGUGCUUGUAAUGUGAAUUUCUUGGUGAAUUUUGUACAUAAUUAGCCUCUCUUUAUUUGGUUUAGAUUCAACUAUGCCAAAAGCUGAUUGUGAGAGGAAAAGAUAGUGACAUAACCCUAUCUCCUUUUUCAUGUUUUAAAAUCUCAAAAUUAAAUAUUCAAAAAAUAUUAUAUUAUUAUACCCAAUUAUGAGGUUAUCCUUGUUAGUUGUUGCAAUGAACAUAUGAUCAAUUCUUGACUUAAAAUACAAGUUUUGUAGAUCAAUUGUAACAAAAGUUAUUGAAUACUUAAAAAAAUAGUAUAUUAAUAGUUUUGUUAGUAGGUAUACAUUCAAAACUCAUGAAUGAGCUAAUAUCAAGUAACAUGGUCAUUAAUCAAUAAGUAAUUAAUUAUGUCGCUUUUUUUCAAUAAUUCUGAAGUUUCGUUUUCAAGUUAAUUGCUACAUCACUGAAAAUAUCAUGUUAAUGUGUUAUUUAUCAUUAUUUUUGAUACUUAAAAAAUUUUAGACUCUUAGAAAAUGAUUUAUUGUACUAAUACUCCUUUUCGUAGGGCCCCUAAUUUUCUUUUUUUUGAUGUUAAUUAUGCAAAAGCACAUGAAGAAGUUUGUGAGGAGAGAACCCUCAUUCAUGAUAUGUACAAGCCUAAUGUAAUAAUAUUCAUUUUGUCUCUUUCAAUCUAGCUCAUAUUUUAUUUUGAAUCGUAAUUUUAUUUAUUUUAUCUUAUUUUUUAUUUGAAAAUAAAUUUUAUCAUAUCUUUUUAAUUUUAUCGUCACAUUUAAACUAUGAUCUAUGAAUAUUAUCUAUAUAGCUCAAUUGAUCUGUUUUAUAUUUUCACAUUUAUUAAUAUACACCAAAUGAAAAAAAGUUAAAACUUCUACUCCCCUUAAAAACAAUCCCAAUCCAAAAAGGAUGUUAACUUAUUGGGUCAGAGUCAUCAUCAUUAAUUUAAUGUAUCUCGCUCAUAAAACUAUCAUCAGAAUUUAGAAAGGAAGAAAUUAGACAACAAAUUGUAUCUAUAAAUUAAGAAGAAUAUGGCUAAAAAGUCUUUCGACUUGAGAAAGACAGUAGUAUAUCAUAUUUUUAAUAUCUAGACUAGAUAAAUAAAAGUGUACUUUUGAAUAUUACUAUUCUUGAUUAACAAGGAUUAUUCCCCAUCUAGGUGAAAACAAUCUCAUCAAAUCAUAGUCCUUGAAUGGGUGUCUAUCAUCAUCUCUAAUAGAUGAGAUUGUUUUCACCCUUUUGAUAUUUUAUUUCUCCUUAAAGUAC